Messenger RNA from Odontomachus brunneus, 1361 nucleotides. RefSeq names its product ribonuclease P protein subunit p40-like. The transcript has 6 exons. Gene Ontology annotation, biological process: tRNA 3'-end processing; tRNA 5'-leader removal; endonucleolytic cleavage in ITS1 to separate SSU-rRNA from 5.8S rRNA and LSU-rRNA from tricistronic rRNA transcript (SSU-rRNA, 5.8S rRNA, LSU-rRNA). Gene Ontology annotation, molecular function: ribonuclease P activity; ribonuclease MRP activity. Gene Ontology annotation, cellular component: ribonuclease MRP complex; multimeric ribonuclease P complex. The record is from RefSeq and is a predicted model, not a curated record. Bases 264 to 1337 code for a protein of 357 amino acids. NCBI's taxonomy places the organism in Eukaryota, Metazoa, Arthropoda, Insecta, Hymenoptera, Formicidae.
UUGUAUCGAAGAUAAAAAAAAUCUGCCCCGAGUGAGGAUCGAACUCACGACCUUAAGAUUAUGAGACUUACGCGCUACCUACUGCGCUACCGAGGCUCGUGCUACUUCGUUCUGAUUCACGUUUAUAUUGAAGAACAUCACUUGAGUAACUUGCUGCAUUAGAAUGAGAGAGAGAGAGAGAAAACCCGGUUGACAUUCUCGACUCUUAACCUCUAAAAUUGUUGCGGUUUCCCUGGGUUUAUUGUGUUCUGAUUAUUGGUGAUAUGCUCAGUCCAGAAACGUGGAAUUUUAAACCACCGCGACAUGACUUUUCUGUAGUCAAAAGAGAUUAUAGAAAAGCAAAUGUACCGGCUACAAUAAAAACGCAUUACUUCAAUCAUUCGAUAUCCGUGGUGCUUCCCAACAUGUUUACCGUUCCUAAAAGUUUACUGGAUUCUCUGUCAGAAGAUACUGAUUAUUAUCGAAUCAAUGCAUUAUGUGCCUCUGAUCUCCUAAAUAGAGAAUUUAUUGAAGCUUUUGUUAAGAAAGGACAGGUCACUCUUCUAACUAUAAGAAAUAAAAUAGAUUUGGAAAACUCUAUUUGUAUCACUCCAACUGGGUAUUUGGUAAUCUCCUUGAUAACUGAAGAUUAUCAAUCACUUGGAUUAGAAGGAAAAGCAUCUUCCUUUGAUCAUGAACCUCAUGCACGUUAUGUUGUAACAAUCAACUUGAAAGAUGAAUGUUUUAUUCCUACUAAGAAGAAUUAUGAAAGGGUUCGAAUAGCAUUAGAAGAACGGCUCAAACAAAACUUUGAUGUAAUAGUACAAUGGGAUCCACCAGAAACAAAUCUAUGUCCAUCAUCCGUAGCGGCAUGGUUUUCCACACACGGUUACAAUGUUUAUCUUUGUCGUCAAAUAUUUUCUCAAAGAACUGAGUAUUCAUUAACAGUACCCACUCUUCAAGAUGGAUGCAACAUCGAUAAAUUUUUUGAAUGGCUUGGAGUUUUCAGCAUUGCUGGUAAUAUAUCCGAUCAAACAGAUAGCUAUACCAACACAUAUGAAUGUCCCUCUCCUUCUGUGUAUGUUGGACAAGUGCAGUAUCUACAGUGGACCGGGUUUUUUACACAAAAACAGGUACAAGAGAUGUACAAUACAUUAAAAAAAUACGUAUUGUCGCAAGAUAACCAACUGUGGGUUAGUUUACAUGUACAAGGAUUUGCAGACAGUCCUGUUAGUUGGGAUUUAAAAGAGCAUAUGUGUUUUAAUGAUGGAGACAAUAGUUACACAAUCAUAUUUCAAUCUAAAGGCGAAUCUAUUAUACGAAAAAGUUUAUGUUCUAAUAACAGACAAAAAACGUGACAAUAAAUUCCUUUUUUUAACGAA